Molecule: messenger RNA, 960 nt
Organism: Pseudogymnoascus verrucosus
Lineage: Eukaryota; Fungi; Ascomycota; Leotiomycetes; Thelebolales; Thelebolaceae
Exons: 1
Coding region: 139-846 (235 amino acids)
Source: RefSeq, a predicted model, not a curated record
CCACAAUCACAUUCACAUUCACAUUCACAUUCACAUUCACAUUCACAUUCACACUCACAACCACAAUCACAAUAACAUUUCCAUCUUCCUCAAUCCAGCUUUAUUAUACACCACCACAUCUUCUCCACCUCAUCCACAAUGAAGCUCCUCAGUCUCGUCGCCUGCACCGCAGCAUUUCUAUCAACAGGCACCCUCGCCUACCCCAUCACCGGCACAACCGUCAACUGUCGCUCCGGCCCCGGCACCAGCUACGCCGUGAAGAAAACCUACAAGAAAGGCGACAGCGUCACAAUCAGCUGCCAAAGCGAAGGCCCCGUCGUCAGCGGAAACAGCAUCUGGGACAAAACCACCGACGGCUGCUACGUCGCCGACUACUACGUCAAGACCGGCACCAACGGGUACGUGAAGCCCAAGUGCGGCGGCACCGGUGGCGGUGGCAGCAGCGGCAAGAUCCCCGGCCCCGUCACGAACGAUUACCCGUACAAGAGCCAGUGCGGCCCUGCCGACAAAUGGAACUAUUUCAAGUGCCAAUGCACCAGCUUUGUUGCCUGGCGCAUCAAUGAGCGCCUCGGUAUCAACUUCCACAACAAGUACAAGGGCGCUGCAUGGGGUAAUGCCAAUUCUUGGGACGAGGCUGCGCGCAAGACUGGCGUCCGUGUAGAUAACAAGCCCGUCCCGGGAUGCAUCGCGCAGAGCAAUGCUGGGUCUGCUGGACACGUCGCUUGGGUUACUAAAGUCUCUGGCAAUACGGUGACUAUCGAGGAGUACAACUACAAAAACUAUAGGGCCUAUGGCACACGCACGGUUCCCAAGAGCACGUUCAACUAUAUCCAUGUUAAGGUCUAGUUUGUUGGAGGCGAUGUUGGAGGCUAUUGUUCGAGACCAUCUUUUAGUGUUUAGAGACUUUUCUUACUAUUCUUAUUCUGUACCUCUAUAGAGCAUAUUAAAAUUAUAACGGAU